Molecule: messenger RNA, 3493 nt
Organism: Scylla paramamosain (green mud crab)
Lineage: Eukaryota; Metazoa; Arthropoda; Malacostraca; Decapoda; Portunidae
Gene: Sec6
Product: exocyst complex component 3-like
Exons: 16
Coding region: 305-2503 (732 amino acids)
Biological process (GO): exocyst localization; exocytosis
Cellular component (GO): exocyst
Molecular function (GO): SNARE binding
Source: RefSeq, a predicted model, not a curated record
GGUGGGAGGUGGGAGUGUCAGUCUUCCUGUACCUGACAGCUGAUUGGUGACGUGCGGCUGACUACAUAAAAAUUGCCUGCCCUCCUAACCAAGUACUGGAUAGGAGUGUGCAUUCAAGUGACUAGUGGGGCGGGAAGUAGAAGAGCCCGCCAGGCAGUGCAGCAAGAUGAGACACUGGAUAUAAGAAGGAAAAGCGGUGUAAGGUUUUCUCUUGGACCAUAACACAAGUCUGGUCAUCACCUGGCCCCCUGCCCGCCGCAGCCCUCUCUUCGCUGCCCCGCCAGGUUUUUUGGAAGUGACCAAGAUGGAUGUGGGUGAGGCAGAGUGUGAGGCAAUGAAGCGCGCCACACUACUGGUGGAGAACAUGCUGCAGCGGCCAGACCAGCUGCAGAAGGUGGAGCAAUAUCGCCGCAGAGUGCAACGCAAGAAGGCAUCUGUGGAGGCCAUGCUGAAGACAGCCAUGCAGAGUCAGCUGGAUGGGGUGCGCACAGGACUGACUCAGCUGCAGUCCGCCCUCACUGACCUCAGGGAGAUCAAGACCUGCCUGAGUGAGGUGGAGAGCAGUUUGGUGCGAGUGCCGGAGCUCAGCAAGGACCUGAAUGAGUGCCGGGCGGAGUACGUUCGGCACUCUCAGUACGCUGCCGCCAUGGAGAACCUGAAACACAUCUUUACUGUGCCAGAGUCUGUGGAGAAGACAGAAAAGUGGAUUAGCGAUGGAAGACUGCUGUAUGCCCACCAGUGUUUGAUGGACUUGGAGAACAGUCGUGAUGAUCUUCUGUUUGAGCUGCACAAGUUGCCUCACCAGAAUCCCAAUGAUACACGCAUGCUCAAGGAAUACUUUGCUGAUGUGCACAAGCUUUCCGAAGAGUUAGGCAAGCAAGUGUGGGUCAUCCUGCAACGCACCCUCAACACCGUCAGGAUGAAACCCACCCAAAUUGUCACGGCUCUCAGGAUUGUGGAGCGUGAGGAAAGGGCGGAUCAGUUUGCUCUCCAGCGGCAGAAGGGAUCUGGCUUCCUUCCUCCCGGCCGUCCCAAGAAGUGGCGAGAGAAGACUCUGAAGGUAUUGGAGGAAGCCGUGGUGGAGCGCAUUGAAGGCACCAUACUUGAGGACCGCAGCAAAAGCAAGAACUGGCUUAUCAAGCAUCUGGAGGUGAUUCGUCUACUAGUGCUUGAAGACAUGAAGGUGAUCAGCUCGCUGUGCGUUCCCUGCUUCCCUCCAAGCUUUGACAUCGUUAAUCUGUAUGUUCAGAUGUACCACAAGAGCCUGGCUAAUCAUCUGGUGGAGCUCAUUGAUGCAAAACUGGAGGACAACGAGUAUGUCACACUGCUAUCCUGGGUGCUCAAUGUGUAUGCUGGACCAGAGCUCAUGGGUCACCCAACUCUCAACAUAAACAUUGCCAAGCUGGGGCCACUCCUGGAGGACAAGGUGCUGAAUAACCUCAUAUCAGAGUACCUCAAAAAUGUGAACAACAACUAUGACUCCUGGAUGACUAAGGCACUGGAGAUUGAGGAGAAAGAGUGGUACCGCUCAGAGCCGCCUCAGCAGGAUCCAGACUCCCACUACAAGACAGAGGUGCCGCAACUCAUCCAUGACAUGAUCCGCCAGAAUCUAGAGGUGGCCAACACCACCAGCCCAGAGGUGCAGGUUCAGGUGCUCAUCUGCAGUUUGGAGCAGGUGAGGCUGUUUGCUGGCAAGUUUGACGCGGCCGUGAAGCGCUACAAGGACAACUACUACUCAGACCGCUCACAGAUCCAGUACUACACAACCUACAUCAUUGCCUUGGCCAACAGCUGCCAAGGGAUGGUGGAUGUUCUGAUGAGCAUCAAGGCACAGUUCUGGCGGCCAGGCACCACCACCAACACUUACGACACAGAGAUUGCCACCAAGUUUGAUGCUGUCCUUAAUGUCUAUCAGCGUGUGAGGAACCAGAUGUGUGACCACCUUCUGGAGGAGGCCAUAGAGGACCUGCAGGACCACUUCAAUGCUCUCCUUACCCAGCGGUGGCUGCACGACACUGAGCCCAUGGAUACCAUUUGCCUCACCCUCUCGGAUUACUUCAACGACUACUCUCACCUUCAUCAGAAGAACUUUGACCACGUGGUACAGCUUGUACUGAACACGGUGGCAAUGCGUUACACCACUGCCAUCCUGCAGAAGCGACUCACACUCAAGACACAGGAGGACCGCAAGCUGGUGGCUGAGAGGAUAAUUUCUGAAGCAGAGAAGGUGGCCACAGUGUUUGAGCAGGUGGCUCCAGACCUAGUGAAGUUUGACUCUCCCUGUGACGUGAUGAAGGGUCUUGCCGAGGUCAUCAAGGUCUCUGAUGUUGAAAUGAUCAGCCUGGAAGUUCAUCCUUUGCUCCGCAGCCCCAUGGACUGCUACACUAGUGCAUGCUGGGAUGUGGUACAGUCAUGCUGGAUGGUGAGCCACUCUGCCAGCUCCAUCACACAGGACAUGGCAGACCCUUCUCUGCAUUCCUGGUGUGUUGUAAUAUGCACCUAAAAAUGAUGAAGGCUUGAACAGGUUAGCACCAGAUGACUGAAUCAACAGUUGUUUCCCGUGUGGCUGCAUCACUCUAUUUUAUCAUUUUCCCAGCCUAUAUUUAUUUCUUAGUUACAUGUAUAUUACUUCUUAAGUUUACUUUGAGAGUGUAACUGCUUACAUAGAAAAACUGCAUACUGUAGAGUGAACAGUAAUACUAAAUAAAUCACUAGGUUGGCUCAUAUCAAGGCAGUCCUCAUAAUGCAUAACUUGCCAUUCUUUUAAUGUAACAACUUGUGUAUUUUUUUUAACUUUUGCCCUCAUCUAUUUAUCUCGUGUGUUUCAGGCAUGUUGCAAAAUUGCACGCACGUGUGUGUGUGUGUGUGUGUGUGUGUUGUGUGUGUGUGUGUGUGUGCCAUGAUGCAAGUGGCGCAUCUCAAGAUUUGAAGCAACAAACAUUGAGAGGAGGUAAAGACAGGUCAGUCUGGUCUCCCAGCAGGUGACCAGUGAUGUGGGGUAUACUCACUCUAGUCUGGCAAGCUCUAUUAUAUACAAGCAACACUAUUUGCACAUAAAUGAGUGUUCCAUGCCUGUAGGUUGUGCUGUGGUUAGCAGGCUCAUCUCACACCCAGUGAUCCUAUACUGAAUCUCAGGGCAGAAAGGAGAAGGAUAUUUUCUCUCCAAUCUUUUUACUAGGCAUUGGCAUAAGGAUGUUGGAUUCCAGUACCCAUUUAUAUGUUGCGGUAUGCCCAAAUAAAUAUGUGGCCAGCCCUAAGACAUGAGACAAAGAGCACAUCUCUUUUUUUUCCCAGUGUCAAGAAGGGUGACUGGAAAGGACGGAACAAGGGGCUGGGGAUCCCUCCUUCCUACAUUGAGACAGAGCACAGAGGGGGAGGACAGAUAGGGCCAGUGUGUGUGUGUGUGUGUGUGUGUGUGUGUGUGUGUGUGUGUGUGUGUGUGUGUGUGUGUGUGUGUGUGUGUGUGUGUGUGUGUGUGUGUGACAUGAUUGAG